Phragmites australis (common reed) is the source of this 2144-nucleotide messenger RNA. RefSeq names its product nuclear/nucleolar GTPase 2. The coding region runs from base 155 to 1756 and encodes 533 amino acids. Gene Ontology annotation, molecular function: GTP binding. NCBI's taxonomy places the organism in Eukaryota, Viridiplantae, Streptophyta, Magnoliopsida, Poales, Poaceae. Gene Ontology annotation, cellular component: nucleolus. The record is from RefSeq and is a predicted model, not a curated record. The transcript is spliced from 11 exons.
CGCUCUGGUCCGUCUCCUCUCAAAACCCUAGCUCCCCCACCUCGUUGCCUCCCUCUCUACCGCUCUCUCCCACCGCCUCCUCUUUCUCCCUCCUCUCUCCCGAAGCAACGAGAAGACCAAAACCACAGGAAGAGAGAGAGAGAGAGACAGAGAGAUGGCGAAGAAGAAGGAGAGGGGGGUGAACGUGUCGGGCAAGCCGCGCCACUCGCUCGACGUCAACCGCGCCAAUGACAAAAAGGGCGCGGGUGGCGGCGCCGGCGGCGGGGCCCGGUCCGCAGCCACCGUGCGCCGGCUGCAGAUGUACAAGACGCGGCCCAAGAGGGACCGCUCGGGGAAGGUGCUCAGGAACGACCUCCAGUCCAAGGAGCUCCCCAACACCCGCAUCGAGCCCGACCGCCGCUGGUUCGGGAAUACACGCGUUGUGGACCAGAAACGGCUUGAAUUCUUUCGGGAGGAACUCGCGAGUCGGAUGUCCAACAACUACAAUGUCAUCUUGAAAGAACGGAAGCUGCCACUAUCGCUCCUGCAGGAUCAUCAAAAGCAAGCAAAGGCACAUCUUCUUGACAUUGAGCCUUUUGAGCAUGCCUUUGGACCAAAGGGCAAGAGGAAACGCCCAAAACUAAUGGCUCUUGAUUAUGACUCUUUACUAAAGAAAGCUGAUGAUUCUCAAGAUGCAUUUGAGGAAAAAUAUGCUUCAUCAAAGUUGCCGAAGGAGGAAGAGGAGGAUGGCUUAAGAGAUCUAGUCAGGCAUACAAUGUUUGAGAAGGGACAGAGCAAAAGAAUUUGGGGUGAACUGUACAAAGUUAUUGACUCUUCAGAUGUUGUUGUGCAGGUGUUGGAUGCUAGGGAUCCAAUGGGCACUCGAUGCUACCAUCUAGAGAAACAUCUGAAGGAGAACUGCAAACACAAACACUUAGUUUUCUUACUAAAUAAGUGUGAUCUAGUACCUGCUUGGGCUACAAAAGGAUGGUUACGUACUCUGUCGAGGGACUAUCCCACCCUAGCAUUCCAUGCAAAUGUCAAUAAUUCAUUUGGCAAAGGGUCUCUUCUGUCAGUAUUGAGGCAGUUUGCACGUUUGAAGAAUGACAAACAAGCCAUAUCUGUUGGAUUCAUUGGAUAUCCCAAUGUUGGGAAGUCAUCAGUUAUUAACACACUACGGUCGAAGACUGUUUGCAAAGUCGCUCCAAUUCCUGGUGAAACAAAAGUGUGGCAGUAUAUCACUCUCACUAAAAAAAUCUUUUUGAUUGACUGUCCUGGAGUUGUCUAUCAAAAUAAUGAUUCAGAAACUGAUAUAGUUCUGAAGGGUGUGGUACGAGUGACAAAUUUGGCGGAUGCUGCUGAGCACAUUGGUGAAGUUCUGAGGCGCGUUAAAAAGGAGCAUGUUCAAAGGGCAUAUAAAAUUCAUGAUUGGGUUGAUGAUAACGAUUUUCUUGUCCAGUUGAGCAGGACUAGUGGAAAAUUACUCAAGGGUGGUGAGCCUGAUCUGACAACAGUGGCCAAGAUGGUACUUCAUGACUGGCAGAGGGGUAAAAUUCCCUUUUUUGUACCCCCUCCGCAGCGCAAUGAUGAUAGUGCAUCUGAAAGUGCUGAGCCUGUUGAGAAAUCCGAUGAGGACGGUGUAAGUAGUGACAGGACUGCUGCUGCCAUGAAAGCAAUUGCUGGAAUAAUCUCAUCGCAGCAGACCAUGAAUGUACCGUGCCAGAAGGAACACAGUGCAAAUAACGAAGACAGCAAGCUUGCAGAGCAAUCAGAGUAAUCUUAACUAGCAAGAGGCAAGCAGUCCCGCUUGGGGUGUUCUCUGCUAUCAAACAGGUGGUAGUGUGUUUUGGAGGCAGAUGUGGAUAUAGAUUUCAUAUGUCAUGACUUGGGAGUUUGCCAGCCGAAGCAUUGUGUUCUACUUAUUAUUCUUCUCAUGCCAGAAAGGAUUCGGGUUGGUUCAGCUGGCUGCAAAGAAUGGUGAUUUGGGGAGCAACUGGUCUUUUUAUUUGCAUCUUUAUUGUAUUUCAAUCUUUGUAAUAGCAAGUAGAGCAGUUUUGCUAAUCGCAUCAUAAUGUUUAUUGCUACUAUACUACAGAUCCUGCUUCGAGCAUCAUACUUGCAUCAAGUUAUCCUUAUUUUUUUAGAACACGACUGUUCUGACCUUA